UUGCUUUGCCUUUGCCUUUGCCUUUGUCUCUGCCUCUGCCUUUGCCUCAACUGAUCAUGUGAUGCAAGUUCAUGCUCCAGAAAAGGAAGGUACCGCUCGAGUGGUUGCAGUUGAGUCAAGGGAAUUCGAUAACUUUUGGAAGAUAAGCCCACCCUCGUCCUUAGCUAUAGCUGUAGCUAGGUGUUCGCCCUUGAAGCUUCAUUCUAUAAAUUGGACCUGCACUGGAGAGGGCACAAUUGAGCUCCUUCCAAUUUCAGAUACACAGCUAGCUAGCUUCCGUACAAAAGAGAUGUGCCGAUCGAAGAGUUUCACCAUGAAAGAGCUUACUCAAGGCGGUGGGAACCAAGGUGACUCAAUUCACACUGGAGGCACCAUAGAUGGCUCAGGGCGCCUCCGCACAGAAAACGAGCAAAGAUUGGAAUUUAGCAUUGGAGGUGCCUCAGUUGAGAAUCAAGGCACCUCAGUUCGGACUCCAGCUGCCUUAUAUGAGACUGAGAGCACUUUCGAGAGGAUAACCUCCGCAGUUUGUGUUAGAAUUUAAGAGAUGUCCUAAGGCAAUCGCAUUACGAUUUUUUUUAUUUAUUUGAUAAGUAUAGAUUCACUAUUUGAGUACAUAUUAUAUGUUUAAUUAUCUUAAACUCAUUUACUAAA
Messenger RNA from Zingiber officinale, 651 nucleotides. RefSeq lists its product as uncharacterized. The transcript has 3 exons. The coding region runs from base 62 to 541 and encodes 159 amino acids. Lineage: Eukaryota; Viridiplantae; Streptophyta; Magnoliopsida; Zingiberales; Zingiberaceae. The record is from RefSeq and is a predicted model, not a curated record.